Molecule: messenger RNA, 1452 nt
Organism: Plasmodium yoelii
Lineage: Eukaryota; Apicomplexa; Aconoidasida; Haemosporida; Plasmodiidae
Exons: 2
Coding region: 1-1452 (483 amino acids)
Source: RefSeq, a predicted model, not a curated record
AUGAGCGUAUUUGCACCUAUAUCAUUAUCAUUUGAUUGGUUGCAACUGAGUGACAGGAUUAGCGAUAUUGGAAUAACAAAUUGUAAACAGUAUGUAGGUAUUACUUCAUAUUCGAGACACAAUCGUUUAUUAUCAGAGAAAAGAAAAUGGUUUUCUUUUAUUAAAUUAAGACGCGGUAUAAAAAAUGUAAAAAAAUCUGGCGCAUCCGCUUCAAGCUUAAAACCGCAAGCUAAACCAGCAAUGGUAAAAAAACCCGUAAUGGCAAAUAAACCAGCUGCCCCAAUAUCAACAAAAAAUGUACAAGCUAAAGCUGUAAUAGCAAAUAAAUAUUAUACUCCAAUUACAACAGAAAAUGUGCAAGCUAAACCUGUAAUGGCAAAUAAAUAUUAUACUCCAAUUACAACAGAAAAUGUGCAAGCUAAACCUGUAAUGGCAAAUAAAUAUUCUACCCCAAUUACAACAAAAAAUGUGCAAACUAAAGCUGUAAUAGCAAAUAAAUAUUAUACUCCAAUUAAAACAGAAAAUGUGCAAACUAAACCGGCAAUGAUAAACAAACCUGCAAUGAUAAACAAACCUGCAAUGAUAAACAAACCCGUAAUGGUAAAUAAACCAGCUGCCCCAAUAUCAACAAAAAAUGUGCAAGCUAAACCUGUAAUGGCAAAUAAAUAUUCUACCCCAAUUACAACAAAAAAUGUGCAAACUAAAGCUGUAAUAGCAAAUAAAUAUUCUACUCCAAUAUCAACAAAAAAUGUACAAGCUAAAGCUGUAAUGGCAAAUAAAUAUUAUACUCCAAUUACAACAAAAAAUGUGCAAACUAAACCGGCAAUGAUAAACAAACCAGCUGCCCCAAUAUCAACAAAAAAUGUACAAACUAAAGCUGUAAUGGCAAAUAAAUAUUAUACUCCAAUUACAACAAAAAAUGUGCAAACUAAACCGGCAAUGAUAAACAAACCAGCUGCCCCAAUAUCAACAAAAAAUGUACAAACUAAAGCUGUAAUGGCAAAUAAAUAUUAUACUCCAAUUACAACAAAAAAUGUACAAACUAAACCUAUAAUAUCAAAUAAAUAUUCUACUCCAAUUACAACAAAAAAUGUACAAACUAAACCAACAAUGAUAAAAAAACAUGUAAUGGGAAAUAAAUAUGCUGGUUCAACUCAAGGCGCAAAAACAAAAGCACUUCCUCCUAAGAAUAAUAGCAGAAAUAAAAAAUGGUCAAAAGAAGUGAAAAGCUUAAGAACAAAAUUUAUAAUAGCUACAAUUUUAUUUAUUAUAUUAUUGAGUUUGUGCAUAACAUUUCCUACUGUAAUUGAAAUUUUUCUAGGGUAUUUUGCCUUCUCGUAUGCUUCUGCAGCUUUUGGAUGCAUAUCGUUGAUCGGUUUGAUAGUAUAUGAAAUGAUUAUUAGCAAAUUAUUUAAAAUAUAUAGAAAAAUUGUAUUCAAAUAUAGAAUGUAA